CGUUACGGCAAAACGUUUAUGAAACGGUUUUGAAACCAAUGUGUGCUGCCUGGGUACUUCAUGAGGAAGGAUGCUUUAUCUACAUCUACAUGCAAUGAUAGAGACUUUGUUUUUCCGUAUCGUAUCGAUUUAGGAUUUCACAUUGCUUAAUUUUCGAUUAGCAAAUGUCCUGUACAUGGACGAACGAAGAAAAAGAGAACGGCAAGUGUCGCGCAGGGCAGGACGACACGCUUGCGCAACGUUGUGCCAGUGGUUCUCCAUGAGCGGGACGCGAUAGCAACCACGUCAUUCGUCGCGCGUCUUUCGAGCGCGACUGUCGGCGGGUCCGCACGCGGGGGCGCGUAUCACGUAUGCCUUUCGCGCGCCGCGGACCACGUGGUAUCCCGCGGGCCGAGUCGAUUCUCGAUCCGACGAACUUCGAGGGGCAGCGCGCGACUUUCGAAAUCUUCACGCGCGUUCGUCGCGCUCACAGAUAGAUCGCAGAUACAGAUCGUCCUUGUGAAAGAAAAAUUCUGCACGCGAACGAAUACGAACGGACCGCACGAAAUUCGAGUUUCCUGAGGUGAGUGCGGUCCGCGCGCGGUGAUAUGCCGGUGAGGAGCCGCUAUUGAUUCUCCCGUCCACGUUCAAGUGCGGUGCCAAGUGCGGUGAUAUGUCCAGGAGAAAGCAGGCGAAGCCUCGAUCUCUCAAACGGGACGAAGAGUGGGAUGACGGCAACGAGCAGAAUGUCCUGGAAGCGGCCGAACAGGAUAACGAAACGACGGCGAUUAAGCAGGACGACGAGGAGGAAGAGGAAGAGGAGGAGUUGCAGCGGGCGUUCAGCCGUCAGUCAGAAGAUUACCUGCAGGAUGGCAGACUUACUUCCGUCCAAGGUCCUGAUCUAGAGAAUCAGAACAGCCUCGACAGCGAGGCCCUAGGAACCGGAAGUUCUUCGUGGCACAGCGAGGAUGGCGGACCCAACUCGCGGCGCGGCGGCGAGACUCCGUCCUCGUGCGCGACUCCAACAUCCGCGAGCUUCCCGUCGGAGCCCGAGGUCGACGCCGAGGUCGGCGCCAACCCCGACGGCAACAACCCCACCGCCCCGUACCCCUGCCAGUUCUGCGAGAGGACGUUCCCGCGGCUGAGCUAUCUGAAGAAGCACGAGCAGAGCCAUGGGGAUCAAAUGCCGUACCGAUGCAGUUGGUGCGCCAGGUUGUUCAAGCACAAGCGUAGCCGCGACCGCCACCUGAAGCUGCACACCGGGGACAGACGAUAUCGCUGCACGCAUUGCGACGCUGCCUUUUCGCGAAGCGAUCACCUGAAAAUUCAUAUGAAAACGCACGACACCCAGAAGCCUUAUCAAUGCACGGCCUGCUCCAGAGGCUACAACACAGCUGCGGCUCUCACGUCGCACAUGCAGUCCCAUAAGAAGCACCAGUCGUCUUCGCAGUCGACUGGCAAGCUUCAGGACAUUGAUUAUGGCAGAAGGAGCGUCUCCUCGCACAGCACCUCGUCACCACCGGUACCAUCGUCACCAUCGCCAUCCCUGAAUCUUAGUCUGAAUCCGAAGAACGCCCUGAAGACGUCACAGGGCACUGGCAGCGCCUCCACCACGCCUAUCCUCAGCUCGCCCUUGAAACUCACCUGUAUGUACUGCACUCGGGUCUUCAGCUGCAUGCAGCAGCUGCAGAUCCAUGUGCACGCGAUGCAUCAGACGAUCCUGAGCGGCGCGGAGGGUCUGGCACGACCGGCGUCGCCGAGCAGAACACCAAGCGAACAACGGACGGUUCCAGGUUCACGCGAUAAGCCGCUGGACCGGAACCAGGAUUCAGGCACGAAGGACUUGCGGCAGGACCGAGGUGAGCGGCCCGCGAGCGAGCGCGAUCACUACGAGAACGCGUUCACGUGCAACCAGUGCACCAUGAAAUUUUCCUCGCUGACUUGUCUGCGCGAGCAUCUGUUGUCGAUACAUCGACUCGAUGGCUUCGGUGCAGCGAUGAUGAUGUGCCCGCUAUGCGGUGUCGCGUGCGCGUCCGCGGCUUCCUAUGCCGAGCACUACGUUCUUCAGCACUGCGAGAAUCGCCGACCGACGCCGGCGGCCGGCGUGGACUACGGAGAGACGAAGCUCAACGGCGUUUACGAUGGCGCCGCGACCAGGGAUGGUAGAUUGUCAAGGAGCCGAGACACGACCGCGGAAGCGGCUGAUCUCUCGAAUAAACGCUCGACCAGCAGAUCGGCCGCGGACACCACCAGUGGAGGGUACACUGCUGGUACCCUACUGUGUGCCCAAUGCGGGGCUGCGCUCAAGGACUUCGACUCUUUCCGCGAGCACGUCGCCCGGCAUCUUCAGGCCGACCACAUGCGGAACAAUCAGGAGGCGUCCAUAUCUCGGCAACAUUCGUGCCCCAAGUGCGACGCUGUCUUCGCGGAUCGCGAGGACAUGCUGGCCCACUUGACCAAACACUAUCUCGGCCAGAUCAGCAAGGAGUACGUGUGCAACGUGUGCAAGAAGUUCUACUCGCAUCCGGAUUUGCUGCAGAGACAUUUGCUAGAUGUGCACGCGCAUCAUCUGUAUCGCUGCGCGCUGUGUCGCGACACGUUCGACUCCCGCGUGGCGAUACAGGUGCACUUCGCGGUGAAGCACAGCCAGGAAUGCCAGGUCUACCGGUGCAGCGCUUGUACUCUAUCCAACAACGAGAACUCGCCGCCUGGCAGUAAUGCGACUGCCGGCGAUCACGGCAGGACCAUCUUCAGGAGCGAGGCUGAAAUGAUAGCACACGUGCGCAGCGUGCACGCACCACCCAUCGCCGCAUCCCUGGCGAACAGCAGCCCAGUAGGAGCUGCGAGGAGUCCGGCCUCAACACCCAGCGGUGGCGUUGCGCGUUGCGUCUUCUGCGGUAUCUGUUGUGGCUCGGAACUCGAGCUCCAGCUUCAUCUUGCCAGUCACUCGGCUAGUCUCUACAGAUGUCCGUUGUGCAGGGAGGCCUUUGCGGUGGAAUUUCUCUUGGAUCGACACAUCGCUCAGGCCCACCAGACACCGACCAUCAGGAGCAACUCGAGGGAGAACGGUCGCGUUCAUCGUCCAGCCAGGAAUCAGGAGGAGACAAAGUCUUUGAAGAGAGGCCGUUCACCAGCGUCGAGCAAUAACAAUUCCUUGAACCAGCGCGACAACAACAAACGCCCAGCCUACGGCAUUGCUAGCGGGCAGCAGUGCGAGCUGUGUGAGCGCGGUGAAUUUGCCAACGAGGCCGAGUUGCAGGCGCACAAGAAACUCGCCCACGCGUCCUCCAAGCUACCCGCCAAGGGGCUGUCCGCCCUGAACAUGACCUGUGCCUACUGCGGUGAGGUAUGCCGCUCGCGCGGCGAACUGGAUUCGCAUACCAGGAUCCAGCACGCGUCCAACGAACCUGGUGGUCGUCACAAGUGCAACAUAUGCGACGAAGUGUGUCCAUCCGGCGCGAGUCUGGCCGAGCACAAGCUACAAAGACACUGUAAGAUUCAGCUGAGUGACACGUGCGUGGUGUGUCGCGGUUGCCUCACUACGGAGAGUCAGUUUCUGGACCACGUGCAGAGACACAGUUUGGAGAACGUGGAUCCGCAGCAACGAUUGGACAACUCGCUGCCUCACCUGCCCGCACCCUGCGUCGUCUGUCGGCAAACGCUGAUCAGCGACCUGGAGUGUCGCUUGCACGCGCGACACCAUCUGAGAACAUCCACGGGAUCUUCGCGCAGCGCUGUCUCCAGCCCGGCCAGUCCGAAUAGCGGCAAAACCCAGAAUCAAGGUUGCUGCCUCUGCCUUCGUGACUUCGUAGCGGAGGAAUUCGUCAGCCUGCCGCCGAAUCCUGCCAGUACCAGCGGACAGCCGGUCAGGGUCUGCAAGUCCUGUUACAUGCGACACUCGCAGGGACUGCCGAUCUUAAACUCGGUGAAUUAUGAGCAGCGAGCAAAGUACGAGAUGACUUGGCUCGCGAGCAAGGACGGUCAGUGGGACAGUACGAAAGACAAAUGGGAACAUGAGAGAGGACUUAAGGUGGAGAAUCGAUCCAGGAACGAAAGUAACGCAGAUAAAAAACGGUGCGAGGAGUGUGGAGUAAAGUUCGAAGAUCCCGAAGAAGCAGAGAAGCACAGAAUCGCUGAACACGAGAAGGUUGGCGGUGGCAGCUCAAACACUUACGCCUGUAUUCAGUGCCAGAUAUCAUUUCCAACCGAAGCUGAGAUUCAGCAACACGUGAGGACGGAGCACCUGGAAGCGUCCGGAAAAGGAUCCCUGAAUGCUUUACAGUGCCACUUGUGCGUGUUCAAAGCUCCGAGUCCUCUGCAGCUGCAAAGUCAUUUAAUAGAGCAUACUUUCGCCGGUUGCACUGCUCUCAGUUGUUACAUCUGUCGAGCGUUCUUCACAACUUCCAGUAGUCUUCAGGAUCACAUGGUGCAGCAACACGGUCUGAGUGCACGACCAUACGAUUGCGCAAAGUGCAAUCUCAAGUUCUUCUUCAGAACGGAGCUGGAUCAUCACAUGUUGAUCUUCCACCAGUCGGAUGAGACCGUCUCGCUAACGGAGGAUACGCGCGAGACGAAGAAUCGUGAACCAGAAGAGAGCAACCACGACAGCGGUGUGAUAGUGAAGAAAGAAGUAAUACAAGACGGCGAAGAAGAAGGGGAGGAGGAGGAGGAAGUGAACGUGGACGAUCAAGUCGGACAAGAGGAACGCGAGAAAGCAGGAACGGAGGAGCAGAAACUGAAGGUGGAAGUGGACAGCGAGACCGCCUCCUGCCAGGAAUCGUGACUCUCUCCUUUGAUCGAUAAUAUGUUUCAUUCUGAUCUAAACUUAAUUAAUUGUUAGAAAUUUCCGGUCAAUUAUUAAGUUUGUCUCGACCCUUGGAGGUGAACGCUCCCACUCGAAUAUUCAUGUAAAUAUUCUUUGUAUUUUUCAUCAUAAUUUGCGUAUUUUGUUGCAUGAGUUUUGUAGUUUGUUCUCGUAUAUGAAAGCUCGCGGCAUCGAAUUAAAAUAAUGAGUUGUCGGCGCGUCGCGAAAGUACGGAAUUAAAUACUACCUAAAGCCAACUGGCUGUUAUAAUGAAGGCUUCGAUGUGAAUCGAUCCAUAAAAUCACUGCGUUAUUGUACUAUUACACUAUCAUGUUAUUGUUAUGUACUAUUAAUAUCCUCUAGAUUUUAAUAUCCAUGUAUUACGUUCUUUCAUUCCUUCCUAUAAAUACAUAAGCAAGAAAAACAUUGAUUA
Ooceraea biroi (clonal raider ant) is the source of this 5216-nucleotide messenger RNA. RefSeq names its product zinc finger protein Lobe (gene L). Gene Ontology annotation, cellular component: nucleus. NCBI's taxonomy places the organism in Eukaryota, Metazoa, Arthropoda, Insecta, Hymenoptera, Formicidae. Gene Ontology annotation, molecular function: DNA-binding transcription activator activity, RNA polymerase II-specific; RNA polymerase II cis-regulatory region sequence-specific DNA binding. The record is from RefSeq and is a predicted model, not a curated record. Gene Ontology annotation, biological process: regulation of transcription by RNA polymerase II.